AUGAACACUUCAAAGGUUACUUAUGUGGUUUCUGUCUGUUUGUCGGCUCUUUUCACACGAAAGAACAAGAACAAAACGAAAUCUCUCGCCUUUUUUGAGUGAACUAUUGAGAAAAACUAGAUAUUUUUUUCUUAUGUUUCUUACAGCUUUUCGAGGAAUUGCAAUCAAAAGGUGUGGAAUGUAACACGGAAGAUACAAUGAUUGAUGAAUUGAUGAAAAAUGCGAUUUUAGCGUUGAGAACUUGUUUGGUGGAGUUGCAAAAAGUUUCGACACUCUCGGAUAAUUUCAAGGCAAAGUAUUUAGGUUUGUUUGGCUCUUGUAUUUGACGUUGGGGUAAACUGGGGAAAAACAAUUGUCUCAAUUUUUCAGAUUAUUGUCAGUUUUGAAAUCCGAAUAAUAAAAAAAAUGGAAAUUUUGGAAUUAAAAAUAUCAGAAAUGUGUGCUUCAAAAAAUCAGAAAAAAUCCCACUUGAAAUUUCAAAGUUUUACACAAUUCUAACCGAACUUGUAGGUUUCUAACUAUUGUAACUUCUGUCCCAGGGAAUAAAAUAAAAAAAUUUCGAAACCAGAAUCAAGAACCUCUCAAAAAUCCUCUCAUGUUUUUCAGCAACUUUGAAACGUACAGUUUGCCACGAAGCCUUGAUUGGCACAAGUGUUGACAGCGACGAUGAACUGAGCGAUCCAACCCCAAAUUUGGAUGAAUCUGGCUCAUCAAAUGUUGUCGAAUCAGCUUUGGCAACUCUUCAAACAGUUGGAGGAACUCUCUCGAUUCCACUUCAUAUUACCCAACAAUCAAUAACUAUGAUCCCAUCAGCAACUCAAAUUGAAAGAAAUGUCGAAUUUUUGAAAAGAGUAGGCUUUAUUUUUAGAAUUUUCAGAAAAUUCUCGAUAUUAUAUGAAAUUUUUUUAGCUUGGUUAUCCUGGAGAAUUGAUGGCAAAAUUGGCGGAAGUAAAAAGUGCAGAAAACUCGCCUGACAAAAGUGAAGAGGAAAAACAUCUUCUUUGCGAUCUGGCUCAAUAA
This is a messenger RNA of Caenorhabditis angaria, 1020 nucleotides long. NCBI's taxonomy places the organism in Eukaryota, Metazoa, Nematoda, Chromadorea, Rhabditida, Rhabditidae. The record is from the annotation of a GenBank genome assembly.